Messenger RNA from Leishmania major strain Friedlin, 1443 nucleotides. RefSeq lists its product as hypothetical. The coding region runs from base 1 to 1443 and encodes 480 amino acids. Lineage: Eukaryota; Euglenozoa; Kinetoplastea; Trypanosomatida; Trypanosomatidae. The record is from RefSeq and is a predicted model, not a curated record. The transcript has a single exon.
AUGCUGUCGCACUUCCCAUGGAAGCGCAGCGUGCUUGUGCGUUCUGGCCUUGGCGUCGUCUCUGCUCGCGUGAGGCACACCGACGCGGCGGGAGUGCGUCGGCGCCGCUUGCUUUAUCCGUGCAUCUCGCUUGCCAGUAGCAUAUCAUGCCAUCUAACCUCGACGCGUCAGCUGUUCAGCAGCUGGUGGAUUUCAAAAUCAGGGCCGACAACUACGGACGGCCAGAACUCAACAGCAGCAGCGUGCGAGGACUCCAGUGCAACGGAAUCGGACACUUCUUUGAUCGCUGUACAGGCAUCUGCGUUGGCAAGCGAAGUUCAGCAACUCCACCAGCAGGUGAGCGAUCUCAAGGAGGCCCUUGAGGAUAGUCAAGAAGCUCUCAAGCAGCUCUUGAUCUUGUCCGCGUCGCAGACGCCGCAUCCAGCGUGGGGAACCGCCGCAGCGGCAGAUGCGUCGACACCCGCGGCUACCACCGCUUCUGCUUCAGUCCCAUCUCUGGACGGUUGUCGGCACCGACAAGGCGCCUGCUGUGUUGUGCGCACGAGCGAGGAGCUCAUGAGCGCCCUGCGCGGACACGGCAGCGAGCGCGCCUCGCGCACGGUACUACUGGACGGGAAGCUGUUCAUCCUCGACCCCUACGCUCCCAUUGUAGUCAACCGAACACGCGUGUCCAUUGUAGGAAAUAACGCUAUCAUCAUUGGGCGAAUCGCCGUGAAAGGCUGCGGCGCGCUGCUGUCCGCCUCGGAUGUCUUCUUCCUGGAACCAGGCGACAUGUUGCACCGGAGCACGACCCAUAGCGGUGACGACGAGGCCUCCGCUACUGCUGCUGCUGAGGUGACGGCGCCGCUCUGGAUCAACCCAACGGGCCGAAAGGAGAAGGGUGCUGCCGAGUUCCUCAUGCCGGUCAUCAGUGCCACCGUCGGCGCCGGUGUGCACCUGAACCGCUGCACGCUGAGCAGCGGCCGAGAUGGCGUCUAUCUGGGCACGGGCAGCUACUGCACCCUCAACCGCGUUCGUAUCGUGAACUGCAUCCGCGGGCUGUAUGAGGGGGUUGGCUGCCGUACCUCAAUGCUGUCGGCGUGCACGUUCCAGUCCAAUCGGUAUCACAUGGUGCUGCUGGGGCCCAACAACGCUGAGCGAGCCGCGCGGAUGUUCCGCGGAGCGUCGGGCGCUCGCACUGCGGCGGUGGCGAGCCCGAGCGGUGCAGCGGACGCGGAGGGGACAGCUUACUCGGUGGUGUUCACGAGCGCUGCCUCGGCUGCAGACAUCCUCGCGCUCGGCUUCACCAGCGACGGUGCCAUUGCGACGCAGCAGACGAAGGCGCAGGUAGUGCUGCAGCAUUGCCCUAUCACAGACGUUUACAGCGACUGCUGGUGCGAUGGGGCCAAAGUGGAGCUGUCUGCGCAAGACGCGACGGCCGGGCUCAGUGACCCUCUCUUCUAG